UACGGCCGGCACGCGGGGUACGCGGGCGGCGCCGGCGCAUACCACGCGCGCACGCCCGCCGUACCUCUCAACGCAAAUGGCGAGCCCAUCAAGCUGCCAGAUAAUCUGGAGAGCCUGCCGCGCGCUGAACACUUCGCCGCGCAAAGACAUCGCUGGAACACCAAUGAGGAAAUCGCAGCAAUACUCAUCAGCUUCGACAAACACGCGGAAUGGCAAUCAAAGGAAGUCAAAAUUCGACCGAAAAGCGGUUCGAUGCUUCUAUACAGUCGCAAGAAAGUGCGGUACAGGCGCGACGGCUAUUGCUGGAAGAAACGGAAAGACGGAAAGACCACGCGAGAAGACCACAUGAAGCUCAAGGUGCAGGGGACAGAGUGUAUCUACGGCUGUUAUGUGCAUUCCGCCAUCUUGCCGACAUUCCACCGAAGAUGUUACUGGCUUUUACAGAAUCCGGAUAUAGUAUUAGUGCACUAUCUGAACGUGCCGUACCCUGAUGAUAACAAGCUAGCGACGGUGGCGCCCAGCCUUGCGCUAUGGGCUGACAAGAAGGAGUGGACGAAGGACGAGCUUGUCAGCCAACUGAAGCCCAUGUUUUUCAGCGAAGAUGAACCGGAUAUGAACAGCGAAUUGGAAAUUUCAGGAAAAAUGUUUCAGACAGCGGAAACAGUCGAGGCCAUCGUAGGGCAGCUGAUGGAAAAGCAAAGAGCUGCACGAGCCGCGGCAUUGGCGAGGCAACUGGAAUGUGGAUGUCCCGACUCAACAUGCCAAGAUUCUAGAACAUGCGCGCAUCCACUUCGUCGCAUUCAAGUUACGAAGGCUCCAGCAUCAGAUCACCAUGUGUCGUCAACAACUGGGCCAUCUCCCAGACCGAUUUCACAGCCACCGCGUCAGUAUACCAGAGAUCAUAGAACAACGACUCAAACAGCAUCCCCAUUACUCUUAUCACUAGGCCAAAUUCAAGGGGGAGGUGGCUUAUUAAUAUUAAACGGAGCUGGCAGUAGCUCGCAACAACAUUCCUCUCUCGUUUCUCCUCUGUCAGUGACAUCAUUCGUUUGCGAAGAACCUAGGGACAGAUACCGUCAUCAAUACAAACCAACGUUUGUAUUAAAAAGAGAAAUUCCCGACAGUCAACCAACUUCUUGCAUCCAUAAUUCUGAAACAACAUUUGAAAUAGAAACUCAAGUAGAGGAAAAAGUUGAUGUAGAAACUUUCGAAUGUAAAAUAAAAAUGGAGCCUCGAAGUAGGAAUCAAAUAAUUGCUAGCGCCCCCGCAACACCGUCACGUUAUCCUGAUUUAGUCGAACGAUUAGAAAGUAAGGUGUUAACUGACAACUGUGAAGAUACGUUAGUUUUGUUAGGAACAGAUGGAAGCUUAGGACAUACUAGUGCAUUUUUCGACGAGACUUUAGAACUAUCACACGAAGAUAUACAGAAAACGCUGUCUGCUAAUAUGCCAACGUGUGAAUUGGAUAGAGGUGGGACUAGAACUUCCGACACUGCUAAUGUUAUGGUGUCGGGAAUAGAUACGAUGGAUUUCAUAGAAAGUUGUGAAGCAGUAGCGUCGCCAACACAAGUAGUGGAUGAUAAUGUAUUUGUCAAUUUAGAUGCUUUUGAUAUGCUUGGAGACUUUCCUGAAUUAGAAGUUCUUGAUCCGAACUCUUUAUCAACUAAUCCGAUAAACAUAUGCGGUAAAACAUCACCCAUAGAUGAUUCAAAUGAAAAAAUGCAGACUGACUGUGCCGGAGAAGGAGCAUUGAGCAUAACUGAUUAUUCACCGGAAUGGGCUUAUCCAGAAGGAGGAGUGAAGGUUCUAGUUGCUGGGCCAUGGACAGAUACUUCUGAUCAAUAUACAGUUCUCUUCGAUAAUUUUCCUGUUCCAUCAAUACUUGUUCAGAACGGUCUUUUACGGUGUUACUGUCCAGCUCAUGAAGCAGGUCUGGCAGCCCUUCAAGUGGCUCGUGGAGGUCAAGUAGUAUCGGAUACAGUUGUAUUUGAAUACAAAGCUGGUCCUACGCCUACGCCUACUUCGCCAGCGUCUGCCCCUUUACCGUCACUGGAUUUUCGGCGGUUUUCACUUUUGCAACGAUUACAACGAUUGCAUGGCCGUCUGCAAGUGAAAACUGAGCCAAUGGAUGAUAACAAUCAGGUGGAAGAUGUGCAGCUAUACUCAAAUCCUAAAUUUGAAGAACGACUCGUUACAUUUUGCAAGAUACUAAGCUCUCGUUCUAUUGGAAAUGCUGAGGGUUUUACCACAGAGCCUGGUGAAGAUAAUUCGACGAUACUCCACUUGGCUGCAGGAUUGGGAUAUUCUAAGUUGACUACAGUACUGCUUCGUUGGAGGCAGGAUGACAACAGUUUGGCUUUGGAAAAAGAAGUAAAUUUAGGAGCGAGGGAUAGUGACAAUUGUACCCCUUUGAUGGUGGCUAGUGCAGCGGGUCACGUGGAGACGGCAGUGGUACUAGCUCGUUGGGGCGCGGGCACGCGGCAGGAGGCUGGUGGACGCGCCGCUGCCGCUGCUGCUCGCCGCGCUGGACACUCCCGACUGGCUGCGAUGCUGGACCGUAUCCACCCGCCUACUGGUGAUGCUGUGUUUCGCAGACCACAUAGUUUAUCGCAAAAGGGCCGAGCGGGAAGUUUGGAGAGCAAUCUCGUAAAGCGACCGUCUGUAGACAGCGGCAUCAACAUGGCGGAUGCGUUCCGAUCCAGCUCCGCUAUUGAAAGGGGAGAUGUUAGUUUGUCAGCCAGAUGGGAGCGAAGUAUGUCAUUACCUUUAGAUUCCGAUAACUCUGAAGACAGUCUUGGCGAACCGAAGCUCGGCAGACGGAUGGAUCUAGCUCUUUGGGAGCAGGAUGACCGAGUGUUCACUCUGGCAGAGCAGAUAAUAGCCGCGAUGCCAGAGAGAAUAAAGAACGAAAGUUCAUCUCUAUUCUCGGGCUGUGGGCUGGACAGCGGUUCCGCCGGCAGCGAGGACGUGCUGAUGGCGCCUCUGCUGGACGAAACCGCAAACUUCAGCACCGAGUUUACUUUUGAGUUUAGCGAUAAUACAUACAGAUACUGCGGUGGGUCGACUCCGUGCUCGUCGGGGUCGGUGUCGCCGGGCUCCGCGCUGUCGCCGCCGCCGCCCUCGCCCCGCGCCGUCCCCGGCACGCCCACCGCCACGCUGCAAGAAUUCCUCAACGCGACUACACACUUCUCUAGCCUUACUUUAAAUGAUCGUGAGCAACGCGAGCUGUACUCGGCGGCGAUCACCAUCCAGAAGGCGUACCGGCAGUACCGCGGCCGCCAGCUGCAGCGCCGCGCCGCCGCCGCCGCCAUCACCAUACAGAACUGCUACCGACGGUACAAGCAGUUCGCAUACCUGAAGCAGAUGCACGCGGCGGCGACAGUGAUCCAGCGCGGGUACCGCUCCCUGCGCGAGCGCCGCCUGGCCGCCACACCUGUCAAGAGAACAUAUUCACAAAGACGCCAAAAUCAAGCUGCUAGGAAAAUCCAGCAAUUCAUGCGACAGUCGAAGAUCAAGUUGCAGAACGCACGAGCAGAAAGCGGGAAGGCGGGCCGGCGCUGCCCCGCUGCCCGCCCAAGCUGCUCGCAGCGCACCACCAGUACUCCGCACACGCCCAAUAGAAUCAUCAACUACCUGGCUCCGGAAUCACCGAUGGACGCUGAUGACGAUUUGCUACUUGAACUUUUGUUUAAAACAUGACCCUCAUACAACACACCCUGUUUGGAGCAAAGCUGUUGAAAUCAAAGACAUUUAAGAAAUAUAUAGACGAGGCAGUGAACUUAAUUUUUCACCGGUACUUUCAGUAAAAGGUACUAUAGCAGUUGUCAAAUUUGGUGCAAUAUUCUUGUGUUUUACGUGUAAUAAGCUCCAUCUUUUGUUAUAAAAUAAACUAUAGUUUGUCUAAAUAAUAUAGAUUU
Papilio polytes (common Mormon) is the source of this 3917-nucleotide messenger RNA. RefSeq names its product calmodulin-binding transcription activator 2 (gene Camta). Gene Ontology annotation, biological process: regulation of transcription by RNA polymerase II. Bases 253 to 3699 code for a protein of 1148 amino acids. The transcript is spliced from 22 exons. Gene Ontology annotation, molecular function: double-stranded DNA binding; protein binding; transcription coregulator activity. Gene Ontology annotation, cellular component: nucleus. The record is from RefSeq and is a predicted model, not a curated record. Lineage: Eukaryota; Metazoa; Arthropoda; Insecta; Lepidoptera; Papilionidae.